AUGAAUACAAAUUUUUUUCUUCAUCAAUAUAGACGACGAUAUGUUAUUUCUCGUCGACAAUUAAUUAAUAAAGAUAAUCCAUUAAUAAAUAAUAGAUUUUAUAUGAUAAAAUUACGUCAUGAUCGAUCUCAUUCAAAUUUUUCAUAUUAUGAUAAUAAUCUAAAAAAUGAAGAUGAAAAUAUUAUAUCAAAAUGGACAAUUGUUCGACAACGUUUACCAGAUAUUCUUGCACUUAGUACAACAUAUAAACCAACAAGUAUACGAGCUCAACUUCUUUUACUUAUUGCAUUAAUGAAUAGACAAUCAAAUCAAUUACAUUCAUUAAAUAAUAAUGGUUGUAUUUCUGAUCUAUCGUGUAUUCCAACAAGUGUUAUUAUUAAUAUUAGUGGUCGUAAUCAUUUAAUUUAUUUAAAACGUAUACCAUCACAACAAAUGAUACAUGUUGAUGUUGAUGGUCUUUCAUUUUCAAUUCCAACACGACAAUUUAUUAUAGCUAUAAGUCGUGGUGAUGCACAUAAUGCAGCAUCAAAAUUUUGUCCACCAGCUAUAACUGAUAUGUUAAUUGAUUUAUCAAAAACAAAAUUUGUUGAUGAUGGUAGAAAAUAUCAACGAAUAUUACUUAAAAGACGUAUUGGUAAAAUAUUAUUUUAUUCUUUGUUUAUAUUUAUUAUUGGAAUGGUUUUAAUACUUAUUGUUAGUAUAUCAAGUACAUUAUUUGAAUUAAAUUCAUUUAAUUAUACAACUCCAAAUAUAUCAAUAAGAUCUUUUUCAUCAAGUAUAGAAACAGAUGAAUAUUGGAAUUGGAGCUAA
Messenger RNA from Rotaria sp. Silwood1, 810 nucleotides. NCBI's taxonomy places the organism in Eukaryota, Metazoa, Rotifera, Eurotatoria, Philodinida, Philodinidae. The record is from the annotation of a GenBank genome assembly.